AAUAGCAUAGUCGUAGGUUUUAAAGAAGAGCCUGCACACAGGGGGAUAACUCUGUUCACGUGAUCACAAAUUUCCAAAAUCAAAAGAGAAAAAAUCAACAAUUUGAAAAGAACAAGCAGAAUUGCCACCAACUGAAGACGGGUUUAUAUAAAAGAAUACACAAGAGUUAGGAGGCAUUCCAAAGAGAAAGUAUAAAUCAAUUGAACACAUAGUAUAAGACAAGAUGGAAAGAUUACAGAGACUAUUAGGUGCUGGUGGAGGAUUAGGAGGUGGAGCGCCACCUCCAGCAGAUGGACCCGCUAUAGAUAAUGCCGAAACCGUUUAUAUAUCAUCGUUAGCACUUUUAAAAAUGUUGAAGCACGGCCGUGCCGGUGUCCCUAUGGAAGUUAUGGGGUUGAUGUUGGGAGAAUUUGUUGAUGAAUUUACUAUCCAUGUAAUUGAUGUAUUUGCCAUGCCUCAAUCCGGUACUGGUGUUUCUGUGGAGGCCGUUGAUGAUGUUUUCCAGACCAAGAUGAUGGAUAUGCUAAGACAAACUGGCCGUGAUCAAAUGGUUGUUGGAUGGUACCAUUCGCAUCCAGGGUUUGGUUGUUGGUUAUCUUCAGUUGAUGUUAAUACUCAACAAUCUUUUGAACAAUUGAAUAAAAGAGCAGUGGCCGUUGUUGUUGAUCCUAUCCAAUCGGUUAAAGGUAAGGUGGUCAUUGAUGCUUUCAGAACAAUUGAUACCACCACCUUGAUGAUGGGCCAAGAACCUCGUCAAACUACUUCUAACGUUGGUCAUCUUAAUAAACCUUCCAUUCAAGCAUUAAUCCAUGGGUUAAACCGUCAUUAUUACUCAUUAAACAUCGACUAUCAUAAAACUUCUUACGAAACUAAUAUGUUAUUGAACUUACAUAAAAAGAAUUGGCAAUCUGGAUUGAAAAUGGUUGAUUAUAACCAUAAAGAACACGAUAAUUUGAAUAAUACUCAAGACUUGGUGAGAAUUGCAAAAUUAUAUAAUGAACGUGUCACUGAAGAAAAAGAGUUGCUGGAAGACCAAUUGAAGACUAGAUACGUCGGUAAACAAGAUCCAAAGAAACAUUUGUCCGAUACCGCUGAAAAAGCUAUAGAAGAAAACGUUACGUCAUUAUUGACUGGUAAUAUCAACAGUUUAGCCAUUCAAUAAGUAGCAUAUGUAUAAAUAAAUAUCUUUUCAAAGUAAAAAACAA
Molecule: messenger RNA, 1205 nt
Organism: Hyphopichia burtonii NRRL Y-1933
Lineage: Eukaryota; Fungi; Ascomycota; Pichiomycetes; Serinales; Debaryomycetaceae
Product: proteasome regulatory particle lid subunit
Exons: 1
Coding region: 224-1162 (312 amino acids)
Biological process (GO): proteasome-mediated ubiquitin-dependent protein catabolic process; protein deubiquitination
Cellular component (GO): proteasome regulatory particle, lid subcomplex
Molecular function (GO): protein binding; metallopeptidase activity; proteasome binding
Source: RefSeq, a predicted model, not a curated record